Messenger RNA from Penicillium olsonii, 936 nucleotides. The record is from the annotation of a GenBank genome assembly. NCBI's taxonomy places the organism in Eukaryota, Fungi, Ascomycota, Eurotiomycetes, Eurotiales, Aspergillaceae.
AUGUCUGCCUUUCUUCCGGAACCACUGAGGAUGCUAGUCUCCAACCCAGCUCUCUGGGAUUUCUCGUCCGAUGGCCCCAUUCCAUAUGCGUUACGCCAAAAGUUCACGGGGAAUCCACCACUCAUAAGCUCGGACAUCUCAUUUGCUUCGAAGACUGUGCUAGUCACUGGGGUGACAUCCGGCGUUGGUCUCGAAGCAGCACGCCAGCUCGCCCAGCUGGGUCCGCGCCUUCUCAUCCUUGGGGCGAGAAACCUCAGCAAAGCUAACUGCACCAAGACUGAGAUCGAACAGAAUAUGCCUCAUCUUACGGUGCAGGUGGCUGAGUUGGAUCUGGAAGAUCUUUCUUCUGUGGACCGCUUCGUGAAUGAGCUGAAUGCCAACUCGAUCCGUCUAGAUCUGGCGCUUCUCAAUGCAGGCUUUUUUGGUCACGAUGACCGGAUGACCGACGACGGAUACAGUCCGUUGUUUCAGGUCAAUUUUCUCAGCACUGCCUAUCUCGCAUUGAGGCUGCUUCCUCUACUUCGGGAUGCUUCCCGUCUUGUCUUGGUCACCUCCGAGGGACAUGCUUGGACGACAUUCCCUGAUCUUCCCGAAACUGAGAACAAAAGUACUCUGCCAAUAUUGACCAUCUUCCGGGAAAAGAAAACACUUGGCAGUGCAGAUGAUCAGUACUACCGCGCCAAGCUUCUUCUUGCAUUGUUUGGGAAAGAACUUGCUCUUAGGCUAAACGCGGCGAAACUCGACACUACUGUGGUCAUCACCACCCCGGGUUUCUGUGCCUCUAACUUUUUCCCGAACGACGUGAUGACCCGCGUAAUCCAAUUGACCUCCGCUCGCUCCAUUCAGCAGGGUGGGGCUUUACACAUCUUCGCAGCUACGGCGCAAGGCUCCGACAUGCACGGAGCCUAUUUACGUGAUGGAAAGCCGACCCGGUAA